AUGCGGUCGCUUCUCAAGGCGCCGCUUUUGCUCCUGGCCUCCAUGGUCACGAUGCUUUCUCCGGUUGCGGGCGAGGACAUGCUCGUGUCCAAUUCUCUCAACAAUUGCCAGGACGACUCUAGUUUUACUGCCAGCCUUUUCAACGUUGUUUACACCCCAAACAAUAACUCUGCGACCGUUGAGGUGGUCGCCACAUCAUCCGUUCAGGGCUAUGUUCUUUUCGACCUCGCUAUUUCCGCCUAUGGUUACACUUUUUUGAGAAAGACUGUUGAUCCUUGUGAGAUGAAGCUUGGUGGUCUGUGUCCCAUGGUUGCCGGAAAGAUUCCCUUCGCCUUCAACUUGCCCGUCCCAGCCGAUGCUGCCAAGCAGAUUCCCGGCAUCGCUUACAGCAUUCCCGACUUGGAUGCCACCGUUCGUGUCCAGAUCAACUUGACCAAGACCGACAACCCUCGCAGCAUCGCCUGUGUCGAGGCUGACAUUUCAAACGGAAAGACGGUUGACUUGUUGGGAGUCAAGUGGGCCACCGCUAUUAUCGCUGGUUUGGCCUUGGUUUCCUCUGCCAUUGUCAAUGGCCUCGGACACUCCAACACCGCCGCUCACGUUGCAGCCAACUCGCUCUCGCUUUUCGGCUAUUUCCAAGGACAGGCUAUCCUUGGUCUCACCGGUGUUCACUUACCACCUAUUGUUCAGUCUUGGACCCAGGAUUUCCAAUGGUCGAUGGGUAUCAUUAGGCUCGGGUUCAUGCAAACCAUUUUCACUUGGUAUCAGCGGGCUACUGGUGGCACCCCGUCCACUAUUUUCGAUACUCUUACCACUGUCUCUGUUCAGGUUGAAAAGCGUGGCCUGGACUUCACGGACCACGGCCUCAGUCUUUUCAGGCGUGGUGCCGCUAUGAUGCCCAGGCCCAUUGUCGCCGCCGCCAGCAACCUCGUGAAGCGAGGCAACAUCAUGACCUCCUCCGGUGCUUAUAUCGUUUAUGGAAUUCAGCGUGUAGCUUUUCGCUCCAAGAUCGAAACCACCAACUUAUUCAUGACCGGCUUGACCUUCUUCUGCAUCUUCGUCGUCUUCACCAUUCUAGCUGUUGCCAGCUUCAAGGGAAUUUGCGAGCUCGCUGUGAAGCAAAAGUGGAUAGACAGUGAUACUUUCCUUGAGUUCCGAAAUGGCUGGUUCACCGUCUUGAAGGGCAUCCUCUUCCGUGUGGCUCUUAUCGGAUUUCCUCAGAUGGCUAUCCUUUGCCUUUGGGAGUUUACUCAAGUCGACUCGGCGGCCGAGGUUGUGCUUGCUGUUUUCUUCUUCUUCGGCCUGACCGCUACGCUGGCCUGGGGCGCAAGCAAGGUUAUCCGCAUCGCUCGCCGUUCCGUGGCUAUGCACCGCAAUCCUGCCUACAUUUUGUUCUCUGACCCUCAGACUCUCAACAAGUGGGGAUUCCUCUACAUCCAAUUCCGCGCCUCUGCAUACUACUUUAUUGUUCCAGUUCUGGUGUACACCCUAGUCAAGGCUAUGUUCGUCGCCUUUGCUCAGAAGAGCGGAGUAGCCCAAGCCGUUGGCUUCGUCAUUAUCGAGGCUGCUGCUCUUAUCGCGGCAUCAGUUCUUCGACCUUGGAUGGAUAAGCCCACUAAUUCGUUCAAUAUCGCCAUCUGCGUCGUCAACUUCCUCAACGCUAUUUUCCUGUUGAUCUUCUCCAAUGUAUUUGGAGCCCCUCAACUGGUAGUCGGAGUCGUCGGAGUCGUUCUCUUUGUCCUAAACGCAGUUUUCGCGCUCAUCUUGCUCCUGAUGGUUAUCAUCUCUACUACGGUCUCCUUGAUCCGCAAGAACCCUGAUGCCCGCUACCAGUACAUGGCCGACGACCGAGCUUCGUUUAUGAAGUCUCAAACGCACCUGACCACCACCACUGAGCUGGAUGCUCUUGCCGCUACUGCCCGAGGUGACAAGGCUGGGGGAUACAAGGCUCACAUGGAUUUGGAGGAUGACAACGAGUCUUUCUCGUCCGAGGACCUUCGUCGCCGGGCUGCUGGCCAGAACCCUUCUGCUGCGGCUUCUCAACACUCUUUCCAGGGACAGCAAGGGCCUAGGUCGCCUGUCAAUCCGUCCAUGCCACUUUUCCCGGCAGGCCCGCGACCUGAGAGCCCCUUCCGCUCGGGGUCACCAAGCCCAUACAACCGCAGUGGAUCUGCCGCGGCGCAGCGAUCCAACCAUAGUUCAAGCCCGGCUCCGGGAUACCGAUCACAAAACACGUCUAGGUAA
Messenger RNA from Metarhizium acridum CQMa 102, 2244 nucleotides. Its product is annotated as putative flavin carrier protein 3. Gene Ontology annotation, cellular component: membrane. Lineage: Eukaryota; Fungi; Ascomycota; Sordariomycetes; Hypocreales; Clavicipitaceae. Gene Ontology annotation, biological process: fungal-type cell wall biogenesis; transmembrane transport. The record is from RefSeq and is a predicted model, not a curated record.